AUGUCAUCAUCGCCUGUCUUCCACCUCGGCCCUCUGAAAAUUAAGCCCCGACCUUCCUCCCUCCCCUCUGACCUUUCCAUUCCCCCACCAACCAACAGCACCCUGCUCGGACUUGUGAAAAGCCAUGACAGAGCCAUGACUCGCAGCAGCAGCGGCAGUCGGGGCGUCCUCCCUUCUGCUCCCUCCCUGGCAUCUCCUUGUACUCCCUCUGCCCUCCCUUCCUUAUUCCAUAUGUUCAUCCCCAUACCCAGCAUCCACCGCCACUCCAUUCAUCUCAUCGUGCCACGCCCUUCAUCCCAUCAUGCUAUGCCCCUUCCUACAUCACCCCAUGCACGAGCCGAGUGUCUCCCCCCCACCCGCAUCCUCCGCCUCUGCCCGCCUUCACCUUCCCCUUUGCUCCCCCACCAUCUCACAACCCCUCUCCCGUCCCCUCCUCUCCGCCUGCAGCCCACCAUACGGCAGCGCGCAGCAGCAUCACAGGCUCGCCGCAGACUGCUGGCGCGGCUGGACGCGCAGCUGCAGCACUUCACUGUGGGGUGGGGCGGUGUUGGAUGUCGUGGGGCGGAGUGGGGUGGGGCGGGACAUGGUGGGGUGGGGUGGGGUAGGAUGGGGAGUGGUGGCCAAUGA
Closterium sp. Naga37s-1 is the source of this 627-nucleotide messenger RNA. The record is from the annotation of a GenBank genome assembly. NCBI's taxonomy places the organism in Eukaryota, Viridiplantae, Streptophyta, Zygnematophyceae, Desmidiales, Closteriaceae.